This is a messenger RNA of Sphenostylis stenocarpa, 477 nucleotides long. NCBI's taxonomy places the organism in Eukaryota, Viridiplantae, Streptophyta, Magnoliopsida, Fabales, Fabaceae. The record is from the annotation of a GenBank genome assembly.
AUGGUCGAGAAAGAGAUGGAGGAUCCAUGUCUUGAAGUGCUUCGGAAAUGGAUAAAAAGCCUCUCAGAUGGGACUUCUGGUCAGGAGGUAGAGACUUCCGCCACAAGGGGUAUCCGGCUAGUAAAGGCACACAAAGGGUUCAUCCUUUGUGACAUGAUCAUACACAGUGGUUUGUUGGAUAAAAGUGGACACUGGGAUGUCAGUGCAAUGGCAACAUUAGUUGACAUGAUUGCAAGUUUUGCCUCUUACACCGCUACCUCAUGUCACCAGGUCACUCUUGACUUAAGUAUCUCAUACUACUCAACGGCAAAGGUUCAGGAAGAGGUAGAAAUAGAGGCAAAGGUUGUAGGAGAGAUGGAUGAUUUGACUUCUGUGAUUGUAGAAGUCAGGAAAAAGCAGAAUGGAGAAUUGGUUGCUCUAGGAAAGCUGUGGAUGGCAGUAGCUAGAAAGAAUUCAAAACAAACGAGUAAACUCUAA